UCCGCUAAACAUCCAGUUCAGCUAUGGCGACUCACGGCGGAAGCGGCAGCUCGAACGUCCGGCAAGAGAAGGUUGACAAGGAGUGUGAGCUCAGAAUCGAAGUCAGCCCCGACACGCCUCUCCGGCUUCGGGUCCUAAACGGCACCGCGGAAAUCUUCGGCACUGAACUCCCUCCUCAAAUUUGGCUCACCUUCCCCCCUCGCCUCAAAUUCGCCGUCUUUACUUGGUAUGGGGCCACAAUUGAGAUGGAUGGUCCAACUGAAACCGAGUAUACGGCUGAUGAGACACCCAUGAUCAGUUAUGUAAAUGUGCACGCUGUACUUGAUGCUCGACGGCAUCGUGCCAAAGCUUCAGCAAGUGAUUCUGAUACUUACCAGGGUCCCAGGGUUAUUGUUGUGGGACCUACGGAUUCUGGAAAGAGUACCUUAUCAAGGAUGCUUCUUAGUUGGGCCGCUAAACUAGGGUGGAAACCAACUUUUGUGGAUUUGGAUAUAGGCCAAGGCUCUAUAACCGUACCUGGUUGUAUUGCUGCCACUCCUAUUGAAUUGCCCAUUGAUCCGGUAGAAGGAAUUCCUCUCGAAAUGCCACUAGUCUACUUUUUCGGCCAUGUUACUCCUAGUGCAAAUGUUGAUCUUUACAAGGUACUUGUAAAGGAACUUGCCCAGACUUUAGAAAAACAAUUUUCCGGAAACGCUGAAUCUCGAGCUGCGGGGAUGGUUAUCAACACCAUGGGAUGGAUAGAAGGUGUUGGUUAUGAGUUGCUACUUCAUGCAAUUGAUACAUUCAACGCCACUGUUGUUCUGGUCUUGGGCCAGGAGAAACUUUGGAGCAUGCUCAAUUAUGCAUUGAAAAGUAAGCCUAAUGUGGAUGUGGUGAAACUUCAAAAAUCUGGCGGUGUUGUGUCCAGGAACGCCAAAGUACGGCAGAAGUCAAGGGGCUACAGAAUACGGGAAUAUUUUUACGGUCCAUCAAAUGAUCUUUCCCCCCACUCCAACAUAGCAAAUUUCAGUGAUCUGUCAAUUUUCCGAAUUGGUGGUGGGCCACAGGCUCCACGUUCAGCUCUCCCAAUCGGUGCAGAGCCAGCUGCAGAUCCAGCAAGAUUAGUCCCCGUUAAUAUCAACAGAGACUUGCUACAUUUAGUUCUUGCUGUGUCUUAUGCCAAGGAGCCAGAUCAGAUCAUUUCUAGUAAUGUUGCUGGGUUCAUCUAUAUCACCGACAUCGACAUACAAAGGAAGAAAAUAACGUAUCUUGCACCGUGCGCUGGGGAACUUCCGAGCAAGAAUCUUAUCGUGGGAACCUUGGCGUGGAUCGAGAACUGAAGCGCUGCACGACCUCGAGGAAUCAUGAGCUAGGCUUUGUUUAUUUCUGUUCAAGAGAACCCCAUUCUGAGCUCUUUGCUGUGUCAUUGUAAACUAGAAUGUUGUUGAAAUGAUAGGGAAUCUGGUUGCAAGAAAUGUACAGUGCUGAGUAUUGUGGAUAAUUUCUCAUCAUUUUUACUUCAUAGUUCAUACUAAUUACUAAUCAUGUUUGCCAAAAA
Ipomoea triloba (trilobed morning glory) is the source of this 1537-nucleotide messenger RNA. RefSeq names its product protein CLP1 homolog. The transcript is spliced from 10 exons. The record is from RefSeq and is a predicted model, not a curated record. Gene Ontology annotation, biological process: tRNA splicing, via endonucleolytic cleavage and ligation. Bases 24 to 1319 code for a protein of 431 amino acids. Gene Ontology annotation, cellular component: mRNA cleavage factor complex; nucleus. Gene Ontology annotation, molecular function: polynucleotide 5'-hydroxyl-kinase activity. Lineage: Eukaryota; Viridiplantae; Streptophyta; Magnoliopsida; Solanales; Convolvulaceae.